This is a messenger RNA of Ctenopharyngodon idella (grass carp), 1001 nucleotides long. RefSeq names its product hepatocyte cell adhesion molecule-like. The transcript is spliced from 5 exons. The record is from RefSeq and is a predicted model, not a curated record. Lineage: Eukaryota; Metazoa; Chordata; Actinopteri; Cypriniformes; Xenocyprididae. Bases 120 to 926 code for a protein of 268 amino acids.
CUGUGUGAAGGGUACUUCACAUGCACAUAAAGCCAUUAGAUCUCACCGACAUGCAAUCAAAAUAAGGUUUUGCUUUAAACCUAGAUGGACCAUAAAUGUUUUAAGUACACUUAAGGAAAAUGUUUGUCAGUAAAUGGUUUUCUUUCAUUCUGCUCAUUUUUUGUGGUGCGCUUACUGGUGCUGAGAAAGAUGGAAUCAAGACAAUAUCGGUGAUGAAGGGAGAUUCUGUAACUUUACCUACUGGUGUUAGUGAAAUUAACAGAUAUAUGCAGAUACUGUGGCUAUUUGGACCUGAGAAUCCAGACACUCUCGUUGCUGAAAUCUAUAAGACGAGCAUCUCUAUAUAUGACAGUUAUAAGGGGCUUGACAGAUUGCAGAUGGACCAGCAGACUGGAUCUCUCACCAUCAGAAACAUCACAACCACUCACUCAGGACUCUAUACGGCACAGAUUAUGACUGCAAUGGCCACAUAUAAAAGAUUCAAGGUUAUUGUUUAUGCACCGGUCACAUUGCCUGUCAUUGAAAGCAGUGAGUGUCAGAUAUCUGUGUUGCAGAAAUGUGCCGCUGCUUGUUUUGGGUUUUCCUGUGAGGUCUGUACAUUGAAGUGUUCAACUGAAAAUGGACCAGGAGUCUCUCUGUCAUGGUAUAUAGGGAGCGAAAGACUGAAUCAGACCAGCAGCUCUGAGCUCAACGUCAAUCUCUCUCUCCCGCUGGAGAUAAAAGAGAGAAACAUUGACAUGUAUCAAUGUGUGGCUGCUAAUCCAGUCAGCAACCAGACAACACAAUUCAGCUUCCAGGAGCACUGUCCACCAUAUACAGAUUCCAGUCACUUUUGUGGUUUUACUGAAGCUGUGAUCCGAUUGGUUAUCUCUGCUCUGGUGGGCGUGGCUGCUGUUGCUAUGCUGGUUUAUGACUUCAGAUCUUGAAGAGGAGUUGAUGCCAGUCCCCAAUGAAUGUCUGAGUGAAAUGUGUAACCUUAAAUAAACUGCUCACAAUAAUAA